AUGGGCAUGGGCAAGCACAUCUGGGAGCUGGACUACGUCACAUUUAGCGAAACAAUGAAGAUCAUGAUGCUGGGCGGCGCCUUCACCUACAGCUUCACCACCAUGUUCAUCAAGCUGUCCAUCUUGAGCUUCUUCCUGCGCUUCUCAAUGGACAGAGCCUUUCGCUUGGCCGUUUACGUCGUCAUGUUUAUCUCGGUGGGCUACAGCGUACCGCAGAUAUUUCUCUUUCUCUACGUCUGCACGCCCAUCGGAUCGUACUGGGACUGGAGCAUCCCCGGAACAUGCAUCAAUCAACAAGCCAUCUUCGACGCGGGCAACAUCUUGAACAUGGUAACCGACUUUAUGAUCCUGCUGUUGCCCAUCUGGCUGCUUCGCCCAAUGCGCGCCCCGUUGAUCAAAAAGCUCGGUGUCUUGCUGAUUCUCAUGGCUGGAGGCUUCGUCUGCGGCGUGAGCUUGAUGCGCAUGGUCACGGCCAUGACGGGCGCCAACAACCCGGACAUCACCUGGCACUAUCCGAUCAACCUGAUCUGGUGCCUCGUCGAAGAAUACGUCGGCAUCAUCUGCGCCUGCCUGCCCUGCCUGAAAGCCUUCUCCAAGCGCUUCUACCCCAACCUCUUCCUGUUCGCGCCCGACCUCGACAAGCGCGUCGCCGCCUCCUUCCCCUUCUCCUCCUCGUUCCACGCCGAGACCCUCGCCGACGACAGCGACGGCAACAGCGGCAGCAGGGCGACCCGCGACGGGGGGAGGAAGGCCUGGUGGUCGCUGCGGAGGGCUGGGCUGGGGACUUCGUCGGCGGUGAGUCGGGAGGAGGAUACAGGUACACGCGGGGGUGGGAAGGGGGAGGUGGAUGCGGACGGGAGUGGUGGGGAGGAUGUGGAGGCGGCGAGGGGGGUGGCGGAUGAGAAGGCUGUUGGGGGGGUGGCGGCGGUGGUGGAGAGGGGGGGUUGA
Chaetomium fimeti is the source of this 948-nucleotide messenger RNA. RefSeq lists its product as uncharacterized. NCBI's taxonomy places the organism in Eukaryota, Fungi, Ascomycota, Sordariomycetes, Sordariales, Chaetomiaceae. The record is from RefSeq and is a predicted model, not a curated record. The coding region runs from base 1 to 948 and encodes 315 amino acids. The transcript has 4 exons.